UCCGACAUGGCGGCGGGCGCGGUGUCCAACCCGUCUCAGCUCCUGCCGCUCGAACUUGUGGACAAGUGCAUCGGUUCACGCAUUCACAUCGUGAUGAAGAGCGACAAAGAAAUUGUUGGGACACUUCUAGGAUUUGAUGACUUUGUCAAUAUGGUGCUGGAAGAUGUUACGGAAUUUGAGAUCACACCUGAGGGCAGAAGAAUCACAAAGCUGGACCAGAUUCUGCUAAAUGGAAAUAACAUAACUAUGCUGGUUCCUGGAGGAGAAGGACCUGAAGUGUGAAGACAUGAUAUUCAUAUGUACUUUACAUGUACAUACGCAAAAUCAAGAUAGAGAUUUUGAGAUAGAAGUGUGUUUGGGUGUGGAUCAUUCAUUUGCUUUGCUUACACAUGGGACAUUUUACAAAUCACAACUCUUUAGGAAAGGUGCUGGUAGUAAUGUUGACUUUGUAAGUUGAAAUCAUGACUUUCUUGUAAUGAAACCUUGCAUGAACCUCUUCUAAUAAAAGGUUUUGUUGGUUA
Cinclus cinclus is the source of this 521-nucleotide messenger RNA. RefSeq names its product LSM5 homolog, U6 small nuclear RNA and mRNA degradation associated (gene LSM5). The record is from RefSeq and is a predicted model, not a curated record. The transcript is spliced from 5 exons. Bases 7 to 282 code for a protein of 91 amino acids. NCBI's taxonomy places the organism in Eukaryota, Metazoa, Chordata, Aves, Passeriformes, Cinclidae. Gene Ontology annotation, cellular component: U6 snRNP; Lsm1-7-Pat1 complex; U4/U6 x U5 tri-snRNP complex. Gene Ontology annotation, biological process: mRNA splicing, via spliceosome. Gene Ontology annotation, molecular function: RNA binding.